CCUCGUUUUUUUCGUUAUUUCGGUGGUGUAACCACUAUACGAGAAUAUCGUUUUAUAUCAAAACCUCCUUAUCGAUCACUCACUCUCCCGUCCAACCCCUCGUGUACAUACGCUCGCAGUACGUUAAAUGGUGACCAUGGUGGGUGACUAUAAUAAAGCGUGUGAGUUAAUGAGGCCAUCAUUCAACUGUUAUUAAAAAUAUGAUUUUUUGUGUCUCAAAAACAUCUGAUUUAAUAAUCAGUAUUUUUAAUCAUUGAAAAGUGCAGAAUUUUAUUAUUAUUUGGGAAGUGAGUUAAGAAGGAAAGAUGACGUGCUUGAGACCCACUAGAAGAAAAAGUCAAGAUUUUAUCACGGAGUGAUAGACUAGGUUGCUAUUGUUAUUAACUUUGGUGUGAGUCAGAGUGUCCAUGCUGUUGGUAAGCUGCUCCUGACGAACGAUAGGUAGGUGAAAUGGGGAGUUCUUGGUGGCAGUGUACCGCAUGCCUCAGAGCGCAGGAAGAGGACAUCUGCGAGCUACAGUUGAAUCACUGCAAUCUGUAUGAUGUACCACCGGAUGUGUUCAUUUAUGAGAGAACACUGGAGAUGCUUCAUUUGGAUGCCAACAGAAUAAAGGACCUGCCAAGACCAUUAUUCCAGUGCCAUGAACUUCGUGUGUUAUCACUCAGUGAUAAUGAAAUUACUACACUACCACCCGCCAUAGCUUCCCUUAUAAAUCUGGAGCAUCUAGAUCUCAGUAAAAAUAGUAUAAAAGAGCUUCCAGACAGCAUAAAAGAAUGCAAGAACCUGCGUUUCCUCGACCUAUCUGUGAAUCCAUUCGAACGCUUUCCAGACGCCAUAACGCACAUAGUAGGUUUGCGUGAGUUAUACAUAAACGACGCAUACAUAGAGUAUCUCCCAGCCAACUUUGGUCGUCUCUCAUCCCUCCGCACACUUGAGCUCCGUGAGAACAAUAUGAUGACUCUGCCAAAGAGUAUGAGUCGUCUAACAAAUCUACAGAGACUCGACAUUGGUAACAAUGAUUUCACAGAACUCCCCGAGAUAGUCGGCGAUUUGACAAACUUGACUGAGCUCUGGAUCGAUGGUAACGACAUUCGUCGUAUUCCGGCAAACAUCGAGCAGUUAUAUCGAUUAAAUCACUUUGAUUGUACGAUGAAUGCUGUCCAUGAAUUGCCAUCGGAGAUUCAAGGCUGGCGUGACAUAUCAAUCAUUAAUUUUUCAUCAAAUGAACUUUAUCAAUUGCCAGACACAUUAUGUUAUUUACGCACAAUAGUCACCCUUAAAAUUGAUGAUAAUCAAUUGAAUUCACUGCCAGAUGAUAUUGGACAAAUGUCAAAUUUGGAGGAACUUAUUGUGACUAAGAAUUUUUUGGAGCACUUACCAUCGUCAAUUGGUCUGCUACGUAAAUUACACUGUUUAAACGCUGACAAUAAUUAUCUCCGUGCAUUACCCCCUGAAAUCGGUAGCUGUAGUGCACUAUCACUCUUAUCAUUGAGAUCGAAUAAUAUAUCGGGUGUUCCUCCUGAGCUGGGACACUUGUCCUCGUUGCGUGUUCUCAAUCUUGUUAAUAAUUGUAUACAAUUCUUGCCGGUUUCCAUGCUCAAUUUGACCAACCUCAAGGCACUUUGGUUGAGUGAUAAUCAGAGUCAGCCUCUUGUUCCUCUCCAGCAGGAGUUCAACAGAGAAGAAGAUAUGAUGGUAUUGAGCUGCUUUAUGCUGCCGCAGAAACAGAGAAAAGAACUUGAACAAAUGGAGCAAGCAGUGGGGCCAAUUUCCGGUUCAAUCGUUGGAACCGGAAGGAGAAUAUGUUUUGCUGCUGAAGUCGACACCGAGGUCCCUAGACAGCUUCAUCGUGCACCAACCCCUUAUCCAAAGGAGCUACGUAAUCUCGCGAGACACGCACGCAAUCUGCAGCAGCAGUCUCUGCAUGAUCAAAGGAUCCACCUUGAAAGAGAUGGAGUGAUAAAAGAAGCAGUUGUAGCAAAAUCUACUCCAUCCCUCAACCUUUCCAGUUCCCAACUCCAUCCCCAAUCCCCUGUUCACUCCCCUCCGAAAUCACAUGAUGACCCCUUAGAAGAACCAAACCAGCCAGUUCUGGCCCAGGAAAAGACUCCUGAAAUUCGUGAAGCCAAAUGCGUAAGAAACCCAGGUUCUGAAUACCUCUCACGACCCCCGACUAUCGCGGACUACGUAAGUUCAACUUGGAAGCCAGAAGAAUAUUCACGAACGAACACAGCCAAAAUAGUAGAAUCCGAGAAGCUGGCUGAGGCUCAUAAGAAUCCAGAAAACAGUCCCAACGACCAAAGCAAAAGUACUCAAGAUCUUCCAUUAGCACCUCCACCUUAUCACAUUGCUGCAGCAUUCUCGAAGAAGGCCGCACUCUUCCAACAGCUUAAUCAAUGUGAUUUGAUCGAUGACAUGUCGACACCUUCCAAGACGGCUGACAAUCAUUCACGAAAUUCUUUUAACGAUUCUCCUCAAAUACAAUCGUGUCAAAAUAAUAAUCAAAAUGAGAAUGAACAAAUUGAUGGAAAUGUUGGUGGUAGAAUAAUAGAUCAUUCGCAUGACAAGAAUUUAAUUUUUAUGGAGGACAGACCCAGUAGAAUUCCUAUUUUAAGAGGGAAAAAUCACGAAAGUAUUUGUGACGUUGAGGGUAAUUUCGCUGAUGAUGGACAUUGCAAUUUGGCAUUUAAUGUUUUUGAUGAUAGAGAGAGAAGUCAUGAGGUAAUAUUGAGUGGCAUUGAGGGACCAGUGUCACCUGUGACGGGGCGAAAGUACAGAAGUCCAUUGUCCAAUGCAUAUAACCAAUUGAAACACUCUGACGGAGGGAGGAAAAUUAAUGGAAGUUUUAGGGAGGGACUAGAGGGAUUGAGUGGACAGAGUGGGAAUAAUUCGGUUGAGAUGCAGAAUGAGAGGAAUUCUGGAAGGAAUACAACGAUGAGGAAUGGCGAGGGAGAUGUUAAUGGAGUGGAAAGAUCAAAAGCCAGAGAUGAGAGUAGACCCAAGCUCAAGUGGAUGUUUGGACCACAUAGAAACGUUAAUGUGAUUCCUGUUCAAGUGAGAAAAAACCCAGGCUUAGGAUUUAGUAUUGCUGGUGGAGUGGUCGGAAACGAAACCGGCAUAAUCAUAACUAAAGUGAAUCCAGACGGUCCAGCGCAAGGAACUCUCCGCCCAGGCGAUAAAAUUCUCGAAGUCGACGGUAUUGAUUUCACGAAAUCAGAUCACGAUAGCGCAGUUGCGAUUUUACGCUCUACAGGAGCAGUAGUCGCAAUGUUGAUAAGCAGACACCAGUGAAAAUGCACUCAACUCUUUCACGCAGCUCACCGCCUCCAUUUUCAGUAGAACAGGUGUGCCAGAGAAUAAAAAAGAAAAUAUUUAUUAAUUGAAAAAAAUGAGAAAAGAAAUCAUAUACAAAUAUAUAUAUACAUCAGAAUUUAUAUGAGUAGUUAUACGAUAAUGGUAGAUUGAACAAAAAUGAUAUUCUUCUAUGUGCCGUACUUUAAUUGAAAAGUGUAAUCUUAAGUGUAUCACAUUGUUGCCAACGGUAGAGAUACUUUACGACUGUUUAUCCAUAAUUUAGACAUUCAGACGUUUCAUUUGCACAAGGCCUUCAUUAAUUUAUUGGUUUCAUAUAGGGGAGAAUUUUUCUUGCCAUUAUAUAUUUUAUCUUUUUUUUAUUGAGUCAUUGUACGCAUUAAGGAGAUGAAUAUAACUCUUGCAGCCUUAACGCGGUUCGAAUGUAGCUAUAUAUAUUGCAAAAACGAUGUGAUUUUUUAGACAUCCUCACGCUUUUAUGGGUGAAUAAAAAAAUAUGAUCCUUAGCUAGAAAUGUACCUUACUCUAUCCAACUGCGGCUGAAAUAGAUAAGAGAUUUUUACUCUGCUGAAAAAUUGUGUGAAUUAUAAUGGAAAUAUGCCACCUGGUUUGACAGCCAACUCAAGUAGGGUAUGGGUGCAAACCAAUUCACAAGUUUGCAUUAUGAGUUACUCCAUUUUCCAACUGAGAAAAGACCCGUGAUCUAAUUCAGCCGCAGCCACAUGAAAUAACGUAAAUUUCUAGCUAAGGAUCAUAUUUUUUGGCUCAGGCCCGGGUGGAUUAUCUUUCGAACGUGAUCUUGGUUGGUUUUUUUAUUUUGAUAAUAG
Molecule: messenger RNA, 4139 nt
Organism: Diachasma alloeum
Lineage: Eukaryota; Metazoa; Arthropoda; Insecta; Hymenoptera; Braconidae
Gene: Lap1
Product: protein lap1
Exons: 9
Coding region: 451-3291 (946 amino acids)
Biological process (GO): neurotransmitter receptor transport, endosome to postsynaptic membrane; neurotransmitter receptor transport postsynaptic membrane to endosome
Cellular component (GO): adherens junction; postsynaptic membrane; postsynaptic density
Molecular function (GO): protein binding
Source: RefSeq, a predicted model, not a curated record